AUGGAAGUGGCUGCCCUGUCGGCCCCGGUGGGCUCGAGCGCGGGAGCGGUCGGAGUGGCGCGCGGUGGUCCGUUCCAGCGCGAGGUGCGCGAGUGGCAGCAUGUCGAUCCAAAUACGGGCGCCCUGUUGACGGGCCGGCUCGAGGCGGACCGGUGGGUGAACGGACCGCUCAACAGCUACGGCAAGAUGGUCUCACAGAACAUGUCCACACCGGACGGCACGCAGCACACGCAGCGGAAGCAGAUGGAAAUUCUGCAGGCUCGCACGUCCGCCGGCUCGCUGCAAGUGGUCCGAGCGCAGACCGUCCAAACGACCUCCUCCCGCUGGUCCUCGUCGAUGCUGCACUCGGAGCACUCGAGCAGUGUUGGCGCCAUCGGCAGUACUGCAAUGCCUCCACACCCGAUCAGCGCCUUCUCGCCGAGCAACGGCUUCUCUGGACAUGGGCCUCAGCUGCAGUCCCAGUCGCCGUUCCAACGAUCUCUGGCUCCGGGUUCUAGCGGCGUCGGCAGCAAUAACAGGCUACUGGUAAGAGUACGGAAUAGAUCGAGAUCACCCGCCACCGAUCCGACGUCAGGAGCUGCGAAGUCCUUUGCCCGCUUUACCAGUCCAACGACGGUAACGACCAGCUGCACCACCACCACAUCGCCGGGCUCCAGCUUCAGCCCGCUGCGGUACGGUUCCCGGUUACUCUCGAACGGUGCUCGCGGCUCGGAAACCCACGAUGACCGGACAUACCUGCACCAUCCAGCGCAAUCCGUUGCAGCCGAACAGGAAUGCAUCAUCGGCGGCAACAUUCCGCUGGCCCGCGGUAAAAGCAUCUCCAUCGAGGACCUUUCGACCGAGCGCGACGAGACCAACUUCGAUGACGACGUCGAGCCCACGCAGUGGAAGCGAGUGAGCAAAAUACGGCGAUCAUUACAAUUCCCAAGGAAAACCAGCCCGAGAACAAGCACCCGCCCGAUCGAUCUGCCGGAAAAUUCGGUCAGCGUAUCGCGCAUCUGCCAGGAGCUGGAAAACGGCCGCCGAUUGAACACGGCCAUGCGCAACAAUCACAUCGACUUCGUGGCCCUCGACAACAUCCUCAAGAGUGUCACUGAACAGCCCGCGGCAACGGGUAGUUUGCCACCGCUGAAACCGGAAUCGUCACCACCUCCGAAAUCUGCAUCCCCCUCGAAGACAUCCUUCCUCACGGCCGAAUCGCUGCGUGAAAUCCGUGGUCGUUUACGGCGACUUAGCAACGAAUCGCUUUACCGUGACGACAUGAGCCCGGCGGAGGAUACGAACCAGCGGCAACAUCAGCACGACGGAGGUAGCGACGAUGGGGUCACCAUCACCGAGGUUGAGACACGGUUUGGGCAGCUCGAAACGAGCAGCUCAUCGGAUUCGGCCAACUACAGUAACAACAACAAGAGUAACUUGACGAGCCUACAGUCGAGCAAGAAGCCACCCGACUCGGAAACGGUGCUUGCGCCGGACGACUGGCAUUCGCGCCGGAAGUCGUACGGGUUCGAGCGCAUGAGCCAGCAACCACUCGGUGGCAGCUUCGCCAUGGCCAAGAUGGACUCAUCUACUGAUAGUGGUAUUGGGCGCUCGUCGGACCUCAGCUCGAGCUGGUCGAGUGCGGCCACCAAUGAAGGGGGCGGCACGUACCACCAGCGUGCUACGAUCGUAACGUUGGGCGAACGGAACAAACCGACGUCGACAGUGACUACCGGUGGCAGCACAAAUCCGGCGAUGGUGAUAAAGAUCACUAACAAACCGGUGGAAAGUGCCGGUGGUGACGUGCUGGCGGUACCGCCCUCUGAGCCGGAUGACGAGCCGAAGCGCCACUCGAUUGCCGUCGACGAGACGAGCUACGUGCGGGAUAGUCUGCGGAACAUUUUCGAGCGUAAGUCGUCGGUGCACGUGAACGGUUUCAGCCAAACGUUUAUCGACGAUCUUGGACGCAACAAGAAGCGGGUGGAGUUCUGCAAGACCGAGGUGCACUUCACCGCCGACUCGGGCCGGGUGAACAUUGUCGAGACGGACGAGAAGCCUCCACCAACCAACAACUUCCGCCGCCGGCGACGUUCCUCUGGGGGUUCGCUUGGUCCUAGCAGCCCAGCAACGACGGCUCCCUCCACUUCCAUCUCCACCUCGUCGUCCUCUUCCACCUCGUCGUCCUACCUGGUGAGCUACGAGGACGAAUCGGAGGGAGUGGAAUCGCAGGGCACCGGAAAAGAACACGAUCCUUCGGUCGUAAGCGAUGCAAUAAUCGAGCACGAACUACCACCGCUCGUUACGACCACCAUCGGUGUCAACAGACCGGCACCGGAACCAACACCGCGAAAGUUCCUCCCGGCCAACGCCAUCACAGCGGCGACGACCAUCUCGGACGAGAGCGAUGGUCAUUCGGCGGACGAAAUUUCGCUCCGUGGCAUCCUCAAGAACAAACCCGUCAAACCGAAGCCGUACGUGCUCGGGGAGAAUCUGGACACCAGCGAAAGCCUCUGGGGCGUUAAGCUACGUCCGGUUGCGUCCUUGACGGAGAAAGCUUCGUUACCGGUGGAACCAUCGGGUGCGCGUUUGACCGUCGACGUAGGCAAUGGAUCGUCGAACGGUGCGUCACCGGUUUCGUCCGGUAGCUACUCCACCAAGGUCAACCUGAUGCAGUCUUCUACGCCGAGUGGGACGAGCACGUCGGGUGCAGGCUUGUGGAGCAGCGGCAUCAAUACCACAGUAGUGGAUAAACUGGCGCACCACUUGGGCACCGAUUCGAACGCAUCAAAGUCGACGACGAAGAUUCUGAUCGAUAUGACGUCUGCGGGAAAGAACUCAUCGGCCACCGCCACCGGCGAUGAGUUGAAGUCUACCUCGCUGAUCAUGCGCACGAUGCGAUCGGCUAUGCAGUUCGACGAGGCGCUGAAAAGUCUACAGGCUAUUCGACGGGAUUCCCUAGAAGAGUCCUAUACGAGCCCAACGGUGGAUACUUCAAAGCCGCGACGGCAUUCGGCGUUCCAGCUGAUCGGCAGUAGUACGAGCAGUAGCAUUAGCAGCAGUCAGUCGAUUGCCAAGUCCAGCAGCGCUAGCAGUAUCUACGCGGAUUACCCCAAGCUGACGACCGUGGUCGGCAAGUACGCAUCGUCGCUCGACGGAGACUCGACGGCGGACCAGAGUGGUGAUACGCGCUACGGCGGAAGCACGCGGUACGGUGGACUGAUGUCGACGAGCACGAUUGCCUCCCGGCGCAGCCUAACCAGCGAGUCACGGUUGUCCGACUUCGAGGCUUACAUCAGCAAGAACACCGCAGUCCGACGCUCGAGCACAGCGGACGACAUCGGUUCCGUCGGAGGGGAGCAGCGGUUGGUUGGAAAACCGAUCGCGGCACCACGACUGAAAAAGCUCGGCUCGACCGUGCUCAGUCAGCAGCUGUCCCAGCUAAGACGGCUGUACGAUGCGGCCGAAGUGUACGACAGUGACAGCGAUAGCGCGAAGGCAGACGAAGAGGUGAAGCGUUACCUGGGAAAUGUGGGUGACGGCUCGUCGCAAUCUUCAUCGCCGUUCGUCGAGGAAAAGCUGGCCACCGAAGUGUCCGGUAGCUGGAGCCGCCUCAAGGCUAGGCGUAACAUACAGAAGUUGAACACCAACACCACCAACAUAACGGCGCCGGCGGUGGCCAAGGAUGCGUCGUUUUCGGUGAACUCGUCGGCAGAAUUUGAAAUACUGAGACCCUCGGCAUUGGUCAGCCGUCAAGCGAUCAAACCAUCCGCAGUAAUGUCGAUCGAGUUAAAGAGCCCAACAGCAGCGAAGACAUUGAUGACCUCUUCACACACUUCUAGUCCAGAUAUUCCGGCUGCAACAAGAGUGAUAACGACAACGAAUGAUGAAUCGACAACGGCCCGCCAGCAGCAGCAGCAACCGAAGCCAGACUCACCUAAAUUUCGAAGACACAUUCCGACAACCGCCCCUGCUUCGUCAGGAGUCGCCCGAAACGAAGAGCGUGCCUCGCUCCGGCUGUCAUCCGGUGCGCGGCAACUGCGGGACCAUGAACUGUCGUUCUUCGGCGUGAACCCGAACAAACAACAGUCGCCCGGAUCGGCGGUCCGAACCGGUAAACCGCAAACGACCAUGGCAAUUAGCGCCCCGACGCCGAUGACGACGACCACGGCAACAUCUGGCUUUCAGCGAUCGGCCACCCUUACCUCGUCGUUCAUUAGACGCUCCGGUACGUCCGGGAGCGAUUCGACGGCGAGCACAAAGUCGCCCUCGAUCUGGCAGCUGACCAACGACAAACCGGAUCUACUCCGCCACAGUCAGUUGGAGCCGGAAAGCAACCGUACGGUAGCUUCCAAAGGGAGCAAGGAUAAUCAUCUGUCCGUCAGUGUCAACAGCAGUAGUAGCAGUGUAACUACCUCCACGCUAUCAUCUGGCGAUGGACCGCACUACGAAAAUUUGGCUCACAUUGCUGCUAAAGCGAAGCCCUUGCCACGAGGCACCUUUUUCGAAUCGUCACCACAACAACAACAGGCAACGGUGGGUGGUAACGACAAACAGCCAACGGCAACUCAAUCGCUUACGGCGACAACCACGCAACCGUACGAUCGGAAGAAAGAUCUGGAGCGAGACGAACGCAUUCUGGAGGAAUUGACUCGGGCGGCAGAUGAAAUAUUGAAUGUUGUCAACAACAUGUCGAACGGGGAAAGUGUCGAGAGCAUUUUGAGCGAGUUGAACGAAGGUGAAAAUGGUCACCGACGGCUGUCGAACGGUGGUUGCACCCUUGGUACGAUCCGGGAGUGUUCGACUACUAACAAGAUUAUGAAAUCGCGUGGGGUGCAGGUGUCGAAGAACUUUGACGACAGCCUCAAACGUCACUACCAGCGCCAAGCGGCCAUUUCAUCAGCAUCAUCGAACGAAAGCAUCGGUGGGCGGCGCCCGGAGGGAAGCUUUACUCGAAGCGUGUCGCUGCGUGGUCCAUCGUCGAAAGACACUGCAACGGGGGCUGGUCUGGAUGGUCUUUCGCGGAGUUCAAUAUCGAGCCGUCGCAGUCGGGCACCACAAGUCUCAUCGGCAGCCGAAACGCGCCGGUUGGUGCGGAUGUGCAGCAAAGAGAAGUUGCAAUCGAACGCCAGCUCCUCGGAGGAUCUUCCAAACAGUGCCACCGUGGAGCCACCACGGCGCCCACGUCGCACCCGCUAUCACUCGAAGGACUCCAAAGACCCGGUCCAGGGACGUGAUGCGGAUCGUGCAAGCAACGGCAGCGGUAACGGUUUGGGAACGCGUGUCGACCGUGCCCAGGGAUCAUCGUCGCGGUCGCACCGGAGUGAGCGCUCGAGUGGCUCGACGAGGACCGCAAGUUCCAAGCAUGGACUCAGCGCCUCCAACGGCACGGGAAGUGUAUCGAGCCACCACCACGCGCUGCAUUCCUCCACGUGUCCUUCGUCGCGCGCCGCUAAACUCGCGUUAUCCUCUGCCAACGGACACCAGCAUCAUUAUCAGCAGCAGCUGGCCGGGUCCAUGGUGACGAACGCCAACAACACUACCACCCACAGCACAACAACAUCAUCGAGAAAACACCAUCGUUAAAUAGCUGGUUUACUAUAAGCGUGGUAGUCCGAAUGCCGCCGAAAUAUAUCGAAAGCCUGGAUCGGUGAAUUUCCAGCAGCCCAACGAUAUCGCCAUCGAACUUCGGGAGGGUUUCGUCGUCAUCAACAUUUCGUGGAGGGAAAUAGUCACCAACUCCACUCGGGACACGCAACUCGGGUGUCAUUGACGCACAAACAAAUGCUCAGACAAGAAACAAACAAAAAACAGUCCAAUAUUCUAGAAUCUGCACAUGCCUCAAAAAUAAGUUGCGUGGUUGGAUGGAACCUAAAGAUGGAGAUGAACCAAGGCAUGAUCCCCCACCCCGUCGGAUGCGUGACCGGUAUCAGCAGACGGUCCCAAUAGAUUAGCGAAAAGCACGAACGAACAAACGAUCGACGAACGAAAGGAAAGGAAAAGCGAACAGAACCGAGGCGCAAGGAUGAGCGGAGCGCAGCCGGUUGAAUGGAGCGAUAACAAAACAGUUGUAAGGCAACGACAGUUGGACUAGAGAUUGAGUCAAAAUAACACAUUAAAAGGGAAAGUACACAACGAAACCAGAAACGUGAAAGUUGAAAAGUGAGAAAAAAGAAACAUUCGAACAAGAGUAAUGUUUUGCGAUUUAUAAUAU
Molecule: messenger RNA, 6190 nt
Organism: Anopheles coustani
Lineage: Eukaryota; Metazoa; Arthropoda; Insecta; Diptera; Culicidae
Exons: 14
Coding region: 1-5562 (1853 amino acids)
Source: RefSeq, a predicted model, not a curated record